Acanthamoeba castellanii str. Neff is the source of this 4146-nucleotide messenger RNA. Its product is annotated as phosphoinositide 3kinase family, accessory domain (pik domain) domain containing protein. Lineage: Eukaryota; Discosea; Longamoebia; Acanthamoebidae. The transcript has 37 exons. The record is from RefSeq and is a predicted model, not a curated record. Gene Ontology annotation, biological process: cell migration; phosphatidylinositol 3-kinase/protein kinase B signal transduction; phosphatidylinositol-3-phosphate biosynthetic process. Gene Ontology annotation, molecular function: 1-phosphatidylinositol-4-phosphate 3-kinase activity; 1-phosphatidylinositol-3-kinase activity. The coding region runs from base 1 to 4146 and encodes 1381 amino acids. Gene Ontology annotation, cellular component: plasma membrane; cytoplasm; phosphatidylinositol 3-kinase complex.
AUGUCUACCGAUACAGUGAAGUUUUCCAAGUUGUUCGAGAACGCGGUGCUCAAGGUCCAGGUGGUCAUCGCUGGUGAGACGCACGCCUACGAGUUUCCGGCCACCUCGACCGUCGAUCAUGUCAAAUACGAGAUCUUCAAGAGGACGCCCACGCUCAAAGGCAAGGAGCUCAACGACUACUUUCUCGCCUUGAACGAGGAUGACGUGUUGCACGUCGAGUUCGUCAAACUCGUUUGGUCGCACGAACAAAUACACAACGCCUUCCUCGGCGAGACGCCCGUGCAGCUACAGCUGCAGCCGCGCGACAAGUUCGAGUUGUAUGGCGGCAAGAAGGGGAGCAGCGUGCGACCGGCGGGCAGUCGAAGAGACCCGCCGAAGCCCGCCGACAACCUGUCGACAACAAAACCCACCACGACCGCACCCGACACAGUCGACGUCAUCCUGAGCGACUUCACAUCACGGUUGGACAAACUGUUCGAUGACGCCAAGAGCACGCUGACGGCCGCCGAGGAGGCAGCGAUCGGCGAAAAGCUGCGAAGGCUCAACGGCAACAAGAACGACGCCAUCGCGCACCUCGAAAAGGUGCUGGAGGCCCUGCGCAAGGGCGCGGGCGAGGCGCGACUGCUUCACAAGGCUGAGCUCUCCUCGCUGCCGGCCGAAGACGACGUCAAACCCACGAACGGUCACAGUGACAGUGCCGACGCUGAGGCCGAGCAGGUCAUCGAGGUGCAGCACGCAAGCGGCGAUCGAGCUGCAGCUGUGGAUGGUGGUGAGUUGGAGCAGGCCAAGGCAAGGCCCGCGUUGAUGACGUCGUCGUCUUCCUUCCCGUCGCUCCCCUCCAUUUUCGACGACCGACCCCUGGCCGGCACGCCGCAGCCGUUCCGCAAGUACGGCGCGCGCGACCGAGCGGGCUCGCCGACCGGCAACCAGCUCCCGCAGCAGCGACAGCCCGCCACCGGCAGCGGCGGAUCGAUUCCCCUCACAUCACAGCGCUCGCGCAAGGAGUCGUCGCCCACCGCCCGGCGCCGGCCAGCGCUGGCGCUGGGAAGCUCGGGCACGAUACCGCCUGAGGAGACCAAUGGCCGACUGAAGAGCACCUACUUCAACCCACAGGUCCGCAAGAUCGCGCUUGGGUCCCAGCGAACCUCGAGAAUGGAAAAACUGAGGAACAUUCAAAUCGGGUCUCUGAUCGGCAAGCCCCUCGGGUGGACCAGCGGCGAGGAGGAAGUGCGCGACUUCCGUGCGAAGAUGGCGCGACUGUUCGACUUUGACAACUGGGAGCUGGGCGAAAAGGGAUUCGCCAACAUCCAGCAGCCGUUCCGCAAGUACGGCGCGCGCGACCGAGCGGGCUCGCCGACCGGCAACCAGCUCCCGCAGCAGCGACAGCCCGCCACCGGCAGCGGCGGAUCGAUUCCCCUCACAUCACAGCGCUCGCGCAAGGAGUCGUCGCCCACCGCCCGGCGCCGGCCAGCGCUGGCGCUGGGAAGCUCGGGCACGAUACCGCCUGAGGAGACCAAUGGCCGACUGAAGAGCACCUACUUCAAUCCACAGGUCCGCAAGAUCGCGCUUGGGUCCCAGCGAACCUCGAGAAUGCCCCUCGGGUGGACCAGCGGCGAGGAGGAAGUGCGCGACUUCCGUGCGAAGAUGGCGCGACUGUUCGACUUUGACAACUGGGAGCUGGGCGAAAAGGGAUUCGCCAACAUCCAGCAGGUGCGGGUGAAGCUCCACUUCCCCUCGGGCUCGCUCGUGCGCACCCUGCUCUGCUCCGCCGACGACACCGUCUAUGAUUUGGUGGCGACUGGUCUGUCGAGCGUCAAGAUCCGACAGGCGAUGUCCAUCUCGGGCGAAGUCGGCGACUACCUGGUCAAGAUCUGCGGAUACUCGUGGUACAUUCUCAACCUCGACACCAAGCUGCGGAGCGUGGACUACGUGCGCGAGAGCAUCAAGCGCAACAAGGAGGUCGAGUUCGUCCUGGUCGAGCGGUCCUCCUUCAAACGAACCGAUCUCCAGGAACUGGUCUACCUCGACCACUUCCAGGACGUCGAUUUGGGGAUGGACACCGAGCCGUUCGAUGACGACGAAGAUCCGUCCCUCGCCGGCGGAUUCGGUGAGAAGAAACACAUCCCGCUCUCUGAAAUCAAGCGCAACUUUGAGCUUAGGGUCAUUUGCCUGGAGGAUGCGGACUUUGGCGAGGUGCCAGCGAUGCAGCAGCUCCCCAAGGGCGUGCCCGUCCACUUCUACGUCUCUGCUGCUCUCUACCACGGCGGCGAGAGUUUGGCGCCGGAGAUGAAGACGACCGCCACGCCGUCGAUGCUCUGGUGUCAGUGGCUGCGGCUCAACCUCCAGAUGUGCCAAAUUCCCAAGGCCACACGUCUGUGCCUAUCGCUGAUGGGCGUCAACCCCAACGACGGGUCCGAGUUCCCGCUCGGGUGGGUGAACCUCAACCUCGUCGACUACAACGGCAACCUUCGCAUGGGCGUCACCUCUCUCAAUCUCUGGCCGGGCGAAAAGGCCAACCCCAUCGGCACGUGCGUGCCGAACUACAAGUCGAAGAAUCCGAUCAAGCUGAUCGUGGAGCUCUACAAAUUCCCACACGUGGUCAAGUACAAGCGACCAAUCCUCGUCGCCCCGGCGUACGAGGACAAUCCCUACCCGCGAGCGCCGGAACGCAAGCGACUGGUCCACAUCAUCUCGCAAGAUUCGCUCCACAUGCCCAGCAGCGAGGAGAAGAAACUGCUGUGGGAGUACCGCCGCACGCUGGCGCCCAACCCCAAGGCUCUCGCCAAGGUGUUAAUGGCCAUCAACUGGUCGCGACCCGAGGACGUGGCCGAGGCCCACCGCAUGCUCACCUACUGGACGCCGUUGUCGCCCAUCGAAGCACUCGAGUUGCUCGAUGCCUACUUCGCCGACGAGGUGGUGCGCGAGUACGCUGUCGCCAAGCUUUGCCAGCUCUCGUUGGACGAGUUGCAGGCCUAUCUUCCCCAGCUCACACAGGUCCUCAAAUACGAACCCUACCACGAUUCAGCACUGGCGCGUUUCCUGUUGGCUGCUGCCUUCCGGCAUCGACCGACGAUCGGCCACUUCUUUUUCUGGCAUCUUCAGGCCGAGCUGCAAGUCUACCUGCGCGGAUGCGGUCAACAGCGGGAGGGCCUCCUCAAGCAGAUGGAGGUCUCCUCCAAGUUGGGCCGCAUCGCCAACCUCAUGAAACCCCUUCCCUUCAAGGAGCGCAAGCAGGCGCUUCAAAACGAGCUGGUGGCUGCGGGUCUGCCCUCCCACUUCAUUCUGCCCAUGAACCCGGCCUUGGAGGCACGAGAUCUGAACUGCGACGAGUGCAAGACCCUCGAGUCCUUCACCGCGCCGCUGUUCCUGUCGUUUGACAACAACGACCCGGCGGGCAGCCCGUUCAAGGUCAUCUUCAAGGCGGGCGACGAUCUGCGCCAGGACAUCCUCAUCCUGCAGAUGUUCGGGAUCAUGGAUCGGUUGUGGAAGAAGCACGGGCUGGACCUGCACAUGACCCUCUACGGAUGCACCGCCACCGGCGAGGCGGCCGGGUUCAUCGAGGUGAAAGCUGGCGGUGCGUCGGCGGUGUUCAAGGACUCGGUGCUCACCAACUGGCUCAAGAAAUACAACCCACAAGAGGACCAGUGGGCGGGCGUGGAGGACAACUUCAUCCGAUCGUGCGCCGGCUACUGCGUGGCCACCUAUGUGCUGGGUAUCGGGGAUCGUCACAACGACAACAUCAUGGUGACGUACAGCGGGCACCUGUUCCACAUCGACUUUGCCCACUUCCUGGGCAACAUGAUGGAGUGGAAGGGCUUCAAGCGAGAAACCGCUCCCUUCGUGUUCACGCCGCAGUUCCUGCACGUGAUGGGCGGAGAGAAGGGCGCCGGGUUCCAGCGCUUCGUGUCGCUCUCGUGCCUGGCCUACAACAUCAUCCGCCGCUACGCCCACAUGCUGUCGACGGGCAUCAAGGAGUUGAAGGGGGUGGAGGAUCUGCACUACUUGCGCGAGGUGCUGGCGUUGAACAUGUCCGACGAGAAGGCGGCCGAGUACUUCACCACCAAGAUCUACGAGUCGCUCAAGACCAAGCGCACCCAGUUCAACGACGCCAUCCACAUCCUCGCCAACAACAAGAAGAACGAGUGA